GGGAUCAUUGGAAAGGAACUGAGAGACUUACAGCCCCUUAUUACAGAGCUCACUUGGGAUUUUUAGCAUGGCUCUCAAACAACAGCCUCUCUACCUGCACCUGGCUGAGCUCACCGCCUCCCAAUUCCUGGAUAUAUGGAAACAUUAUGACUCUGACGGAAAUGGAUACAUUGAGGGCAAAGAACUGGAGAACUUUUUCCAAGAACUGGAAGCAGCACGGAGAGGAGCUGGUGUGGAAGCAUCCAGUGUUAACUUUGGAGAAAAAUUGAAAGACUUCAUGCAGAAAUAUGAUAAGAAUGCAGAUGGUCGUAUUGAAAUGGCUGAGCUGGCCCAGAUUCUCCCCACUGAAGAGAACUUCCUGCUGUGUUUUAGACAACACGCUGGAUCCAGCAUUGAAUUCAUGGAGGCCUGGAGAAAGUGUGACACUGACAGAAGUGGUUAUAUUGAAGCCAAUGAGUUGAAGGGCUUUCUGUCUGAUCUUCUAAAAAAAGCAAACCGACCUUUUGAUGAGAAGAAACUUCACGAAUACACACAAACUAUUCUGCGCAUGUUUGACAUGAAUGGUGAUGGUAAACUCUGCCUGUCUGAAAUGUCUAGAUUGUUACCAGUGCAGGAGAACUUCCUACUGAAAUUCCAGGGGAUGAAGUUGAGCAGUGAUGAAUUUAAUGCAAUAUUCAGUUUUUAUGAUAAGGAUGGAAGUGGCUAUAUAGAUGAACAUGAGUUGGAUGCUAUGCUGAAAGAUUUCUUUGAAAAAAACAAAAAGGAUGUGGAUAUCCAGAGUCUAACUGGUUACCGUCAGAGCAUUAUGUCUUUGUGUGACGGGGGACGUCUGUAUCGCAAAGAACUGGAGAUUGUACUCUGCAAUGAUUCUCCCUCCCUUAAGUAGUGUGGGACCAUUCCUUCGUACACAAGCAGCACUGCACUGAGCUCCUGUAUCUUGCCCCACCCCACCCUUGAGAAGCCAGAGGAGAGAGUACUGUGCAUGAGAGAAAAGUGAAGAGACAGUAGAUAAAAAGAGAAAUUUUGUGUAUGAUAAAGGUUUGUCAGAAAGAGACCUUGGGGAAUGUGUAGCAAUGGCAAAUGACAGAUUUAGUGCAAAAUGAAAACAACUUACCUGUUUGUAUAAGAAGAAAACUGAGAUCUACUAGAGUUUCUGUGUUUGAGAGAAAAUGGUACUAGAGCAGAGGAAACCAGUCAAAUGAGGUAUAAAGAAACUAAGAAGAAAUGAAUAUAGAUAUUGCAGGGAUAUGGCAGUCCAGUUAGACUGAGGAAAUCUUUGUUUUAGUAGUACAUAUGCUAGAAGGCUACAUGCCUACAUCCCUGUAUGUAUCAAAUUCCAUUGCAAGUGAAAAGGUAUCCCAAUACAUAGGACUAGAGUCCACAUCAUGGGCACUACCUCUUAUGGCAAAUAAUGGAUCUCUAAAGCAACUGUACAGCUAGCACACUGAUUGUCAGAAGCCAGGGAGAAAGAAAGUAAGGAAGCAUGCAUGUCAUUCAACCUCACAAACCAACACUGUGUUCUUCUCACAGGUCCUUCUUCUUAGUUCUCUCUGGUAGCUCUCACCGUGGGCAAUUCACCCAGUAUGUUCCAUUAUUUCUGUACUGUCUCUUUCCUCUCUCACUCUCUCCUUCUGCUUCUCUAAACUAGAUACCUGUUGUCCUGGGUUUAAAUGGGGGGUUUGUCUCCUUUCUCAUCAGCUUGUGGAUACCACAGAGUGAAUCCUUUUUUUAUUUUUUGGUUUUGCUUGUUUAACCUGUUAACCAAAGAAUGAAUAAAUCUGACUGAUCCAGUG
Xenopus laevis (African clawed frog) is the source of this 1793-nucleotide messenger RNA. RefSeq names its product calbindin 2 L homeolog (gene calb2.L). Gene Ontology annotation, biological process: regulation of long-term synaptic potentiation; regulation of cytosolic calcium ion concentration; regulation of presynaptic cytosolic calcium ion concentration. The record is from RefSeq and is a predicted model, not a curated record. The transcript has 11 exons. NCBI's taxonomy places the organism in Eukaryota, Metazoa, Chordata, Amphibia, Anura, Pipidae. Bases 68 to 886 code for a protein of 272 amino acids. Gene Ontology annotation, molecular function: calcium ion binding. Gene Ontology annotation, cellular component: terminal bouton; neuron projection; synapse.